GUUGGGGGGCGGGGGACGGAGCGCGAUCUUGUAUUUCCCCGUCCAUUAGUACUGAUAGGUGCGUAGGCAGAUUUCGUUUCCUCUCCCGGGCCGGAAGCAGUGUCCAUGGGGGAUGUUUAACGUUGCCUAUGAGCAAUUACGGCAACCGGAGGAGGCCAAAUGAGUCGUUAUCGGAACGAGAGAAUAAGGGUUAGAGGGCCUUCCUUCCCCGCCCCCAUCGUUGUUCCGAUGUCCCAGUAACAGAAGUUAGUGUCUUUCAAGACCGUAAUGGCUGUUCCUCUUGGAUGUGAAUAUGGAGGCCACAGGGACAGAUGAAGUAGAGAAAAUAAAAUCAAAAUUUAUGUCUGCAUGGCACAAUAUGAAAUACAGCUGGGUGUUAAAAACAAAAACUUACUUUAGCAGAAAUUCUCCUGUCUUUUUGCUGGGAAAAUGUUACCACUUCAAGACUGAUGAGCCAAGUGAACUGUCUCCAAAUGGAUCAAGUUACGAUAUUAAUGAUGAAAUAGUAUCUAGAAAUGUUGAGGAGUUCCGCAAAGACUUUAUUUCUAGAAUAUGGCUGACAUACAGAGAAGAAUUUCCUCAAAUCAAGGGCUCAGCAUUAACAACAGACUGUGGCUGGGGUUGUACCCUGAGGACUGGUCAGAUGCUUCUAGCGCAAGGACUUAUUGUUCACUUUCUAAGCAGAGACUGGACCUGGCCAGAUGCAUUGAUCUCUGACAAUUUAGAUGCUGAAUCAUGGACCAGCCAUACAGUAAAAAAGUUCACUUCAUCACUUGAAGCAUCAUUUACAAGGGAGAGAGAAUGCAAGAAUCUGGUGAUCCAUCAAAAAAAAGUUCCUAAAGAGGUUUGGGGGCACAGAGAAAUGACAGAUGAACACUGCCACCGAAAAAUAAUCUCUUGGUUUGGUGAUUCCCCAUGUGCAAAUUUUGGCUUGCAUCGGCUGAUAGAAUAUGGAAACAAAUCUGGAAAAAUAGCAGGAGAUUGGUAUGGGCCAGCUGUUGUAGCACAUCUUUUAAGAAAAGCUGUUGAGGAAUCAAGGGACCCUGAGUUACAAGGAAUUACCGUGUAUGUUGCUCAAGACUGCACAGUUUACAAGUCUGAUGUUAUUGAUAAACAGUGCUCUUUUGUGGAUCCUCAAAAAACAGAUACCAAAGCUGUGAUUAUAUUAAUUCCUGUUAGACUUGGUGGUGAAAGAACCAACAUGGAAUAUCUAGAGUUUGUGAAGGGAAUUUUGAGUCUUGAGUACUGCAUCGGUAUUAUUGGAGGCAAACCUAAGCAGUCAUACUACUUUGCUGGAUUUCAAGAUGACAGUUUGAUUUACAUGGAUCCUCAUUAUUGCCAGUCUUUUGUAGAUGUCAGCGUAAAGGAUUUCCCCCUUGAGUCAUUUCACUGUCCUUCUCCCAAAAAGAUGUCUUUUAAGAAAAUGGAUCCUAGCUGCACAAUAGGUUUAUAUUGUCAAAAUGUGCAAGACUUUGAGAAGGCUUCUGAAGAAAUAACCAAGAUUCUGAAAUCCUGUUCUAAGGAGAAAUAUCCGUUGUUUACCUUUGUAAAUGGACAUUCUAGAGACUAUGAUUUUGUGAUGAGUCCAGUCCGGGAAGAGAGAACCUUUUUCUCUGAGGAUGAAAAUAAAAAACUGAAACAUUUUAGUAGUGAAGAUUUUGUCUUGUUGUGAGGAUGUUUUAAACUAGAGUAUUGGCAGCUUUCCAGGAGAACAUUUACCCUUUGAACAAACAUGGACAAACAACACUGAACAUGGUAUUUUUUUUUGAAGUUUUAAAGUUUGUUAUGUGACUGUAGACUUGAAGAACGCUUUGUAAACGUAUAAAAUUAAUUAUUUUCUUUGGUAGAUUAAUAUUAUGAAACUUUUUGGCAAAGACCCAUGUUAUUGUACCAAUCCAGGUAUGGUAAAGUGUGCCAGGCUUGCUAACUGCUUUGCACUGUUCUGUGUAGCUUCUAGCAAUUCCAGGUUCAUUUCAGUUCUUGACAACAGUCUGAACACACAACUGUUGAUUAAUUUCAUUUAGGUUAAUUUUUGAUCAUUUGGGAAGGUGUGUAGUAAAUCGUUUCUGUAAAUGUCAUAGGGAACUUUAAUCCAGCCGGCCAUCAGUCAACCUUGAGGGCCCACAAGAAGUGGUCCAAUGUAACUCGUUCAGCACAUCUGCCAUAUACAACCAAUUCAGUUGAGAGCAAGUGCUGAGGAUACCUUCUUAUUUGUAAUUUCAGUAUAAUUUGAAGCAAGGGGCUGUGAAUGAAAAGAAAAUUAGUGUUUAGCUCAUUUUUCUGCCUGAGCCCUGAUAUUGUUUAAUAAUAUAAUCAUUAAAUGCCAAGCUCAAAAUGCAUUUUGCUCAGGGAUGCAUCUGUAUCAGUAGUAUUUUUAAUGGCAAUGCUGAUGCAAUUAUGUAAGCGAAGUAGCGAGUUAUGAUGCUGCUUAGCAGUAUGAUCUUAUAAUGACUACUCAUUAAGAUUGUAGUUGAACUUUAAUAGGAGGAAGUAAUAAUGUAUUGGCUUCCCCCCCUCCCCCCACAAUCUUAAAAGGUAUGUUAUUAAUAUUAAACUGCAACCAGUUAUAAUGGACAAAAACAAUUAUUAGGUGUGAGCUGAGUUUUGUUUUCUGCCUCCAAAUAUAAUUUGGAUGUCUAUAUUAUUAACAGUGUAGUUUUAAAAUCAACCUACAUCACUACAUGGUUGAGAGUCCACAGCUUUGUGAUAUUAAUAGUUCCUUUUCAUUUAGAAAUGCCAAUAAUCAAAUUUUCAUUGUAUUACUAAUAUGUAAAUGUCUAACAGCAGAAACAACAAGCAGCACCUGAACAGUACGGAAAAGAUAACUAUUGCUUUAAUAAAAAGGUGAAAAUAUUGGAUGUACAUGUCUUCCUUAAAAAGAUGUAUUUUCCCCAUAAGACUGACUUUAUUCUGCCCCUUAAAGUAGCAAGCUGUGUAAAGUGACCUGGUUAUUUGUUCUGUUUGUUGAUCAAUGUGAACUUACUCAAUUGCUACUGUCAAUCUGAAUAAUAAACAUUCUGUAUUCCUGCUUUUCACAAAACCAUGAAGAUA
Messenger RNA from Sphaerodactylus townsendi, 3051 nucleotides. RefSeq names its product autophagy related 4C cysteine peptidase (gene ATG4C). Lineage: Eukaryota; Metazoa; Chordata; Lepidosauria; Squamata; Sphaerodactylidae. Bases 293 to 1672 code for a protein of 459 amino acids. The transcript is spliced from 11 exons. The record is from RefSeq and is a predicted model, not a curated record. Gene Ontology annotation, molecular function: protein-phosphatidylethanolamide deconjugating activity.